Messenger RNA from Manis javanica (Malayan pangolin), 2091 nucleotides. The record is from RefSeq and is a predicted model, not a curated record. Lineage: Eukaryota; Metazoa; Chordata; Mammalia; Pholidota; Manidae.
AUGGCUGUGGAGCAUCUGCCUUGGGUUAAAGAAUCAGAUGUGGCAAAGGUGACACUGUGCCCCCGUUCCCAGCUGUCUUUGAAGGGGACUGACAACUCCUGUUCCCUCCCUCCUGGAACACUGCUGUUUGGGGAUCCGUCGGCCACCUUGCGAGCGGCUCAGCUCCCGCGCUGGAAGGCCUGGGCACAGCCACAGGGUAGCCUUGAAUUCAAGAGGAGAGAGACCCCUGCGAAGGACAAGGGGGGCAGAUGGGGUCGCCCGGGAGUCAGGCUGGAGGACGCCGGGGAGGACCCGCGCUGGACGUGGGAGCCCCGCUGUAAGCCGGGUGUGGCCGUAACCACGCAGGGAGCCCCGGUCCCGCAGCCUCCAACCCCGCCGAGCGGGGACCCUGGCCCCCAGGAAGAGGGUCACAAGGCCUCCUGCCCAGAGGUCACAGGCAGACCAGCACCGCUGGAGGGCCAGGGGCGGGAAGCCGCCUGCAGCCGGGUGGCCACCCCUCCACCCUGCAGGAGGCCCAGGCCUGGGGUAACAGGCCUGCAGCUUAGGGGCUGGGGGUGGGAGGCUGCCCCGAACAAGGCCCCACACGGGGGUCCCACCCCUGGGAAGGCCGAGGCUCCCUGGGCUGAGGCAGGACGAGGAGAGCCUGGACGUCUGCAGGGCCGCGGGCAGGGCGUGGAGAAAGGCACCCUCCCCAGUGCAGACGUGCAGACAACGCCCAGCGGGGGCGCAGCACGGACGCUGCAGGAGAACCGCCCUGCGUCACAGCCGCGGCCCGAAGCCCAGCGCGCCCGCGCCCGCGGAGAGAGGGACCCGAGGAUUCUGAUGCACGGAGCAAAGUCAGAGCAACUCGGAACCCCAAAUCCAGCCCAGGUCCGGACCACCGUCAAAGCUAAUAGGGCACAGCCACAGGGUAGCCUUGAAUUCAAGAGGAGAGAGACCCCUGCGAAGGACAAGGGGGGCAGAUGGGGUCGCCCGGGAGUCAGGCUGGAGGACGCCGGGGAGGACCCGCGCUGGACGUGGGAGCCCCGCUGUAAGCCGGGUGUGGCCGUAACCACGCAGGGAGCCCCGGUCCCGCAGCCUCCAACCCCGCCGAGCGGGGACCCUGGCCCCCAGGAAGAGGGUCACAAGGCCUCCUGCCCAGAGGUCACAGGCAGACCAGCACCGCUGGAGGGCCAGGGGCGGGAAGCCGCCUGCAGCCGGGUGGCCACCCCUCCACCCUGCAGGAGGCCCAGGCCUGGGGUAACAGGCCUGCAGCUUAGGGGCUGGGGGUGGGAGGCUGCCCCGAACAAGGCCCCACACGGGGGUCCCACCCCUGGGAAGGCCGAGGCUCCCUGGGCUGAGGCAGGACGAGGAGAGCCUGGACGUCUGCAGGGCCGCGGGCAGGGCGUGGAGAAAGGCACCCUCCCCAGUGCAGACGUGCAGACAACGCCCAGCGGGGGCGCAGCACGGACGCUGCAGGAGAACCGCCCUGCGUCACAGCCGCGGCCCGAAGCCCAGCGCGCCCGCGCCCGCGGAGAGAGGGACCCGAGGAUUCUGAUGCACGGAGCAAAGUCAGAGCAACUCGGAACCCCAAAUCCAGCCCAGGUCCGGACCACCGUCAAAGCUAAUGAUCUCUUAAAAGAAGAGGCACGAGGCCGUGUGGAGUUGGGAGGGCAGCGCAUCCGCAGGGCCUCGGCCCCGGCGCCCUUGGGAAUCGCAGCUCCCUGCAGCUGCCCCCUGCCUGAAGCGGGGACCCUCGGGCCUCUCCCCUCUGGCCGGGCUCCAUCGGACCCACCCACCGCUCUGCCGCAACCUCACCCCCUCGGGACUCACUGGGCCCCGCAGGACGCAUCUCUCUGGGUGCCGCCCCAGCGCUCCUCCCACGCCUGGCCCGCGCCCCCAGGGGCGCCACCUCCCCUCAUGUACCAGACACAGUGUGACCAGCUGGAGGGACCACAGUCGCAGCCUCCCGGCUCCAAGGCCCGCAGAGGCCCCCUGCCGCCAGCCCGCUGCACCCCCAAGUCACUCCGCAGCUUGGAGCACGUCUCCCAGGCAGGAGCCGGCAAGCAAGCCAAGCCUUCCCUUCUCUCACCUCCCGUAUCUGCUGGGUGA